AAUUCUAGCUGUCCAAUUAGAGCUGAGCUGCUGUUCCAGGAAUGCUGUGUGGAUCAGACGACAUCCCAUCAGUCCCUUCGUGAAUCAGCAAGAUGGAUCCACCCUGCUCGCUGUCUGCCAGUUUUGAAGGAUCCUUUGCCUACUUGACAGUUAGAGACAGAUUGCCCCAAAUUCUGACUAAAGUGAUCGACACAGUUCAUCGGAAUAAACAUAAAUUCUUUGAAGACCAUGGAGAGGAAGGUGUCGAAGCAGAAAAGAGAGCGCUGUCCUUCUUUUCCAAACUGCGCAAUGAGAUGCAGACUAAUAAGCCUGUGCUUCCUCUGACUGAUAACCAGCUGGAUACAGAGCUGUGGAACCAGUACCUGGACUAUCAGAAAUCGCUGCUGAAUGAAGGGGAAACUCCAAGCUGGUUCAAAUCUCCAUGGCUGUAUGUGGAAUGCUACAUGUACAGGCGGAUUCAGGAAGGCAUUGUGUUGAGCCCUCCAAUCUCAAAGUAUGAUGUGUUCAGGGAAGGGAAGAUUGAAAGUUUCUUUCAAUCUCAGCCAGCCAUCAUUGCACUCUGCACCUAUCUUCAGGAGCUCAAAAAGAACAUGGCAGCCCUGAGUGAAAAUCAAAAGCAAGAAGAGCUUUAUAAGCUUCUCCAGGUUUGUUUAUGGGGAAAUAAGUGCGACCUUUCCAUAUCAGGAGGCCUGGACAAUUCACAGAAAUUCAGUAUCCUGAGCUCUCUAGAAUCUUUUAGGCCUUUUAUUUUGGUUAAUGACAUGGAGUCUGUGUUGUCUGUGCUUUUGGAGAGCAAAAACCCUGAAAGUGGUAAAGAGUUAAUGAAAAGAGUUGACAUUGUUCUAGACAAUGCUGGGUUUGAGUUAAUUACUGAUUUUGUAUUAGCGGAUGCCUUGCUGUCCUUCCGGCUGGCCUCUGAGGUGCACUUCCAUGGCAAGUGCAUGCCUUGGUUUGUUUCAGAUACAACGAAGCAUGAUUUUAAUUGGACAAUCAAGCAGCUUCAAGCAGCCAAUCACAAAUGGAUGUCAAAAUGCGGGGGGAACUGGAAGGAGAAUUUGAAGAAAAGCCACUGGAUUUAUCACGAACAUCCGUUCUGGACUUUACCCCAUGAGUUCUGCAUGAUGGCUCAGACUGCUCCUGAUUUGUACUCAGAGCUGCAGAAAUCUGAUCUGGUUAUAUUUAAAGGGGAUCUUAACUAUAGGAAACUUACGGGAGAUCGGAAGUGGGAUUUUACUGUACCUUUUUCUGAAGCGCUCACAACAUUUCACCCUGCCCCAUUGUGUAGUAUAAGAACUUUGAAAGCCGACGUGCAGGUUGGUUUAAAAGCAGGUAUUGGAGAGCAGCUUUUUUCCACUGAGCCUGACUGGAUGAUCAGUGGGAAAUAUGGGGUAGUUCAGUUGUCCACUUCGGUUUGAUUGACAUAGCACAAGUCACCAAUUGCAACAGAGCUUGACUGCAUAGGCUUUGCAAUGGAGAGUAAUCGUGUUUGGUGCUGUGAUGAGAACCAGACAGAACCCAUAAAACUGCACUAAUCUAUAGCAAUACAGAAUGCUUUUUGGGAGCUAGUGCACACAUGUACUGUUGCAUGUAUGUACAUUAAUAUAGUUCAUCUACAGUCAACUCACAGCAAAAGGACUAGAUUACUGGAUCAGACAUAUGAUCAACUUUUUUUUGUUCUGUACCAGAACAUUAGUCUAAAUACUAAUUAAAAAAUAAAAUCAAAAUAACCCCAAUUUGUACUAGCAAAAGCAACUUAUGAAAGAUUGCACUGUAAAUCUAGAAUCCUGUUAUUCACAGUGUCAUAAAUUCUAUGCAGCAAACCCCGCUGCAUAGAAUUAAGCAUUUUAAGCUAUUAAGAAUUUUUAUAUAUAUAUAUAUAUAUAUAUAUAUAUAUAUAUUAGUGCUAAGCAAAAGUGCAGGAAUUGCAUGUGCAACCACAUGUACUGAGUGCUUGAUACCGAUGUGAAUUAUUAUACUGCCAGACUCAGGGAUGGACUUACAGUAUAAUUGGUCCUGUUUAGACAGAACAGUCCCAAAUCACAGUUCCCAGAAGGGGCAGAGCCUAAUAGGAAAUGGGCAGGGAUUUGGUUGGAUCUGGGAGUUAUUGAGCAUAACUGGGUGUUAAUUCUGUGGACUGGCCAUGGCCUAAUUUGUUUUUUUUUUAAAAUGUUGAGAGUUAUAACAUGAGGGUAACAAAGACUCAAUGAAGCCCCAAUCCGAGAUAAAGCAAUUCAUAUAAUUCAGAUAUGUCUUACCAUAUUGAAUUACAACUCACUAACCAGAUCCCCUGAAUGCAUAAUCUGUUUCUUGCUAUAGUCUUUUUGGAGCUGAGAAAAUAUUUUUCAGGAUAUAAUGAUCAUUUUGAAUUGAAGGGAUAUGGCAUGUUUAUGCUUUAUUUUAUAGUUACAGAUAGAUCAGACCUUUUACGUCCAAAUGCUUGAGACAAUGUCUAAGGCACUGCCAGUAUUGGCUAUAAUUACUCAUUAUAACUUUUUGUCACAUGACCGCAACACAGUAUUCUUCAUAGGGACAACCCGUUUUAGAAGGGCUUUGAAUUCAUAGGUGAAUCCUAGUAGUUAAAGGGGCUAUCCGUCUUCCAUAAGGCUAUUGCUAAUUGUAAUUGUAGAUGUAGUAUGCUUUGGCCAAAAGAAUCCUGCUGAACCACUGUGUCUGCCUUCUCCCUAUAUAACAUAGGCCAGCUGAUAUUGCACUGAAACCUGAAAGUAGGAUAUAUGCUAUUGGUAUUUGCCUCCAGCUCUGCUUGCAAUUCUGAAUAACCACUGACCACUUUGUAAACAGAGCAGGUAAGAUUAUCACUGGAGGAUUGUUCACUGCCAAAAAAAAACUUAAAGGAAAACUAUAUUCCUCAAACAAUGUAGGUCUAUAAAAACAUAUUGCAUGAAACAGCUGCUUCAUGUAAAUAAACCAUUUUCAUAAUAAUAUACUUUUUUAAUAGUAUGUGCCAUUGGGUAGUCAUAAAUAGAAAACUGGCAUUUUAAAAAAUAAGGACAGCCCCCUGGGAUCAUAUAAUUCACAGUGCACACAAACAUACCAACAAACUAUACUUGUUAGGUCACAUGAGCCAAUUAACAGAUAGAGUUCUGUCUUUUGCUUCCACACUUCUUCCUGUUACAGUUAGAGUUGAAGUAUUUCUGGUCAGGUGAUCUCUGAGGCAGCACACAGACCAUCAUGAAAUGGUGGAUCAAGGCAAGAUAUGUAAAAGGGCAAUAUUUACUUAAAUAUAUAUUCUAGUCUGAUGAGAUUCUUUAAUAUGCCACUUGAUAUACACUAUCCGUUGUUCAACUAUUCAUUUUGGGGCUAUAGUUUUCCUUUAUUAAUGACUAGUGCUGCUUUACUAGUCUAUCCCUGAUGUUGCUGUCCAAUAGCUCCAGCACUUGACAAUAUGUUGGUGUGUGCUGGGAGUUGUACAGAAACAUCUGAUUAACCCUUUAUUGAGCCACACUGCUGUGGAAGAGUAACAUUCCCUUUAAUUAUACUGUAGCUUUUUGUUGGCUGAGCCGAUGGGCCACAAGUUUGAUUAGCAGCGUUGGCAAAUAGAUUCAAACAUAUAGAAAAGAUACAUGCAGCAUCUUGCUUUUAUUCGUUCUAUGGCGAACUUGUCCGGUGUUCUUUUGGCUUCCCAGCUGCAAUCUCCGAUCAGAUUUGCAUGUGUGGGGUUUUUCUAAAGCUGCUGCUUGCCAUUAUCUGUAUGGAACAUCACAUGCUCAAAAUAAUAAAAUGAUAUUGAUAAAA
This is a messenger RNA of Xenopus laevis (African clawed frog), 3753 nucleotides long. RefSeq names its product acidic residue methyltransferase 1 L homeolog (gene dcph1.L). Gene Ontology annotation, cellular component: nucleus. Gene Ontology annotation, biological process: DNA damage response. Gene Ontology annotation, molecular function: fructose-1-phosphatase activity; phosphatase activity; fructose 6-phosphate aldolase activity. Lineage: Eukaryota; Metazoa; Chordata; Amphibia; Anura; Pipidae. The record is from RefSeq and is marked provisional.